GACAACCGUCAAAAUGAAUCCAUCAUAGAUUAAUGGGUGGAUUAACUUGACCUAUGUUUUUACCACCCAGGAAACUUUCCUACCAUUUCCUCCCAGCACAAUCUUCAUCUCUGUCUUUGUUUCUCACUUCUCCACCACGACCAGAGCAUCAACUUUGCCUCUUCCUUUUCGUCGACACUCACACUCCUCACCACCGUCGCUGCUCCUUCUCCCUCCAUAGCGACCCCUCGUCUACAUCUCGAUCGGAACAACUGCGGUAACCCCACGCCCCAUCUCGACCAUUGUAGUAACUGUCGCAGCCACCAUCUUGGCCUCACACAACAUUGCGAAGGGAAGGCAAGGCUGAUGCUAUUUCCCAUAUGAACACCAUUGUCAAUUCAACCAAAGGAGAUCCAGUUUUGGAAACAUUUCUGUUAUCGGCCUUUCUAUACUCUUCAACAAGGACAUAAUCGCAAAACCCUAGCACAAUUCAUCCCAACUCAGUGAAAUUCAAGUUUAUGCAUUAAAAACAUCUCAAUUAAAAGCUCCAAAUUCUGUGAAGCGUGUGUGAAAAUGGGGAGUGGAGGGUUAGAUGUUGAGUUGACGAAGCAUAGUUGUGGGUCUGCGGUGGGAGUAGAAGCGUCGGUUGAUGUGGUGGUGGAAGGAGUAGGUGGUUUGGGAAUCGGAGGAGGGGGAUUAUCUUCAGAAGGAAGCUCCGAGGUUAUCAACUCCAACAAUGGUGAUGGUGGUGGUGUGCAGGUCACGUGCUUCACUGAGGUGUUGGAGGACGUUACCCUUCAUUUUCAGAUCAUACGUCUUCACAAACAGAUCUAUGCAUGGAUUGGUUGCAACUCUGCUAGAUUUGGACGCUUAUAUGCUGCUGCACCUACCCGGCCUAACAAUACUGUGAGUGUUGCUAACAUACUUGGAGGAUCUUCUGAUAACACAGGAUCUGGUAUUGCUCGUCGAUUAGUUUUGAAGACAGGUCUAAAUGUGAUACUAGCUUGUAACAUUCCAAAGAACAGCCCCAUGCUUGAGGCUGAUGCUGAGAAAAAGUUGGUGGAGAAGUUAAUUAACUUGGGGUAUACUAGGCCAAAAUCUAAUGGAUCAUCUUCAUAGUAGAGAGUUGAGGCCAACAUGCAUUACAUGAAAGAUACAAUUAUAUGGUCAUAGCGAUUAUGCUUACAGUGCGAUACUGACUGAAGUCCAGGAAACAGCAUCAGUUGGGGGUCUUGGCAUCGUCAUGGGAUUGCGUGAUAGCUUUUUUUUUGUUUGUUUUUUUCCUCUUAAAUAAUCCUUUUGCUUGAAUGUCUUGCUGCUGAUUACAAGGUUGAGCUGAUCGUAUAGUGGACCUGCUAUGAUCAAUUGUGAAUAGUGGGGGUUCACUAUUUCGUGUGAUGGAUUAUUGAAUUCUACAAUGUAUUAGUGAUUGACAUGGCAUCACUCUUAUACUGUACUUUUUCUCAUUGUUAAAAAAAUUUGUAAGUUGUGGGUGGCUGUUUUGGUAAA
Messenger RNA from Camellia sinensis, 1488 nucleotides. NCBI's taxonomy places the organism in Eukaryota, Viridiplantae, Streptophyta, Magnoliopsida, Ericales, Theaceae. The record is from RefSeq and is a predicted model, not a curated record.